This is a messenger RNA of Desarmillaria tabescens, 1299 nucleotides long. RefSeq lists its product as uncharacterized. The record is from RefSeq and is a predicted model, not a curated record. NCBI's taxonomy places the organism in Eukaryota, Fungi, Basidiomycota, Agaricomycetes, Agaricales, Physalacriaceae. Gene Ontology annotation, cellular component: cytoplasm. Bases 1 to 1299 code for a protein of 432 amino acids. Gene Ontology annotation, molecular function: electron-transferring-flavoprotein dehydrogenase activity; flavin adenine dinucleotide binding. The transcript has 11 exons.
AUGGCUUCCACCGCGGUCUCCCCUGCUCCCGUCCCCACUCCCUUGAGAACUGUUGUCGUUCUAGGCGCGGCAUAUGGUGGCGCUCGCGCAGCACAGCUCCUCGCAAACGCGGUUCCGGAAGGAUGGAGAGUAGUAGUCGUUGAAAGAAACACCCACGUAAAUCACGUGUACACUUUCCCCCGGUACUCCGUCCUCCUAGGACAUGAACACAAAGCGUUCAUUCCUACACGCAACAUUUUCCAGUUGCCAGACCCCUCAGCCCCGUCGCGGCAUAUCGUCCUUCAUGCCCAGGUGGAGUCUUUCCAUCCAGAUCGCAUCAUCCUCUCGCGAGCAUUUCCGGAGCUCGGUAUCCAUUCUAACACGCUCCACUAUGACUAUGCUGUGUACGCGCUCGGGUCGCAACUGCCCGAUCCUGUCAACCUGUGGGGUCCCCGGCUCGACUCCAAAGAAAAAGAAAAGACGGAAUGUCACGGGACCAAGGCAGAGGGAAUCAGCUGGCUCCAAACUAGUCAGAAGGUUAUCGCGGCGGCCGGCAGUGUGCUCGUCGUGGGAGGUGGGGCGUUAGGAAUACAGUUGGCCUCUGAUAUCGCUGAUGUUUAUCCAAUGAAAAAGGUUACUCUACUCCAUUCGCGUCGGAGGUUGUUACCCAAGUAUGACGAGGGAAUGCACAUCGAGAUCGUCCAGUCUUUGACGGCACUCAACGUUGAGAUGAUCCUUGGGGAGCGUUUGGACAUGAGUUCUGUCGACAAGGUUAAUGAUGCGGGACAACGCGUUGUGCGAACACAGUCCGGGAAGGAAAUCGCUGCCGAUGUCCUCUUGUUCUGUACAGGACAGAUCCCCAGCACCGCGCUGUUGAAGGAGAUGGAUCCGUCUACAUUGAACCCGGAGAACUCGCUGGCCCAUGUACUGAGGACUCUCCAGCUUGGUGUAAUCGCUCCUUCUGCUUCGGUAUCACCUACCUCGGAAGACUUCGAAGAUACGCCCUACGGAAACAUAUUCGUUAUUGGAGACGCGGCCGAUGCAUUCGGUGCCAUUCAAGCUGGACAUAAUGCUUAUGCUCAGGCCGAUGUUGCAGCCAAGAACAUCCUGAAGCUCAUCAAUGGAUCCGGAAAGGAUGAGCUGGAGAGAUACACGCCUUCUCCUCCGUCUAUCAAGGUGUCUGUAGGCAUUAGAAAAAGGGUGUACCAAGUCAAUGGUGCGAUCAAGACCAUCAAUAAUGGCGUAGAAGAUAUGCUAGCCAAGUACAUGUGGCCGAAAUUUGGAAUCGAGGUGAAGGACGAUGCAGAUAUGUAUGAAUAA